AUGGUCCUAAUAUUGACAGUGCACAAGACCACAACCCACUACACCACGUCGCCAGUUGCUAACCGAAGGCCCCGAGCGCGGCCAUAUACGCGCUGGAAAAAUUUCGACGAGCUUUUCCUCAGAAGCCUGUGGGGUUCAGCAAAGAUUUUUUUGAUUCCGAGUACUCUCACCUAGGCCUAUCCACCCACAAAGUCUCAAUUAUCAACUCGUUGUCGAGCGGAGACCAUGCCCUAGUAAGAAAAUAGCUCAAAAAAAAGUUUACACAAACGAUGAAAAAAAGAAAUUAGUUUGAUGUCUCGAACCGAGAAAUCGAGGUGUUUUUUCUCCCAUAUUUUCGUUGAAAUUCUUGAAAAAACUUCUUCAAUUCGAUCUUUUUGUUUUGAAACGCCACUUAGAUACAAAUAUAAUUUAAAAGAAAAAUUGUAUCAGGCAACUACAAAACGAGCGUCUGGCGGCGUUCUGUGCCAAUUAUUGCGAAGAAUUGAAAUGUUUCUGUGGGAGAACUUGUUUUGAGCCCUGUUUACUAGGGAAUUAGCGCAUGAAUUUAAUGUGGCGACACGGAGAGAGAGCUCCGAAAGGGAGACUUCCAUCCGACGGACCACCACACAACAGAGAUCGAUGCAGGCCGCGCCGCCUUUCCGUCCAAGUAUUCCUUCGUUUUGUCUUCUUGCUUCAAUUAACCGCAAUUGAGUUCAUUUGCGCGUGCCGAAAAUGGCUCCGAGGUGUUUGCUUAGCUAGGCCGAUGGCCUCUUCGCAAGUUUUAGCGGUUCUUCGGUUUGCAAAAGUUUUUUCUCUAUCAAACUGCCAUUUGAAGUUAGGAUGUGCUAUGUGUAAGUCCAAGAGCAUCAAUUUUUUUAGAUCAUCAAUGAGAUGCUGAGAAAAAUCCCAUUUGCGAGUCCAUCAAAAAGUAUCAGGCUCAUUAUUUUUCUUUUUAUAUUCAUAUAGAAACUAUAAGCACUGCCUCUCUGCAAAACAAGUUUUUUUGGUUUCUGCAUUGUGGUUUUCUCGAAGAAAAGAAAUGCAUGAAAAAUUGGAGAGGGUAUGAUUAUAACUAUACGAUUUCAUACCGAACCUCUCUCAAAAACUACGAUGGCUUGAGUGUUUUACGUAAGAAAAGAAGAAAAAAGUUAAUCGCAUGGGGGAAAUAUAGAGUAUUCAUCAGUCCGAUUGAAGCUUGCACUAAAAUUCCUCAUUUGAGCUGAGUAAUGACAUGUUAAUGGACAUCAAAUUCACCUGCGUUCUCUAAAUCCUUUGUAGAUAUUCGCAAGUUUCCUAAAAGAAAUUUUGAAUCUGUGUACUUCAUUUCCUAUGUCAUGAUCGUGCUUUCUAUAAAAAAGGGAUUAGUAGUUUUUGAACAAUUCCUCUGUAAUCAUAACUGCUAGAACUGUGUAUAAGAGGAAAGUAUUCGGUUCAAAAGCCUGAAAAUCUUUCUAAAAAAUAAAACCGACUUUAGUUUAAGAGAGUGUUUUUGCAGCUUAAUGAGGCUCAAAGCGAACUGCCGCUGAUGAGCAUUUCUCCUUGGGGAGCCGCAAAAAGAAAAAUAAAAAGCGUCUUUUGGAGUGAGUGACAUAAUACGUGAUCCAAGGGUUGUUUCGCGAUCCGACCCACCCCAACGGCCUCAUUCAAAAUAAAUCUGCCAUCCUUGUUUUGCUCCGUUUUCUCGUUUCUCUGAAAAUGGAGAAAAUAUUUCUAUGUAGACUAUAGAAAAACAACUUUACGAAAAAAAAACCUUGCAUUUUGUCCUGAGAAAGGAAUGAAAAACUGCCAAUGGCUUAAAAUGAAAUUAUUGUAAAAAAAACUUCUUUUACUUUGUUCAACCUCCUCGAAAAUUUCCAUGAAAUAACUAGAUUUGCAAAUAAUCUUUUAGAUUGAUCUUCUUACUUUCAUUAUGAGUGACCGUAAAUUUCGUUAUAAAAAAAUAUACCAAGUUUUUCGGUUUGUAGGUAUUAUUUUUCAGAAACAUAAAAAAACAUUUAAUUAAUUUAACAUGUUUAAGAAUAUUAAAAAUAACUUCUGAUUGAAGAAUUUAGAGUUCUCUCAAAAAAACUGCUUCACUAUCUUGUUUGAGUUGUUUUUGGUUUCCUCACGUGCCUCGCAUCUUUUGAAUCGUGCCUCGACCAACCGUUCAUUACUACAGAGGGAAAGACAAACACGAGACAACGACGUGGUUCAAACUUAUCUCCGCCGUUAAUCGUCUUUUGAGCGUAUCGCUGCGAAUUUCGCGGCGCACGCUGUCGUCAGCGACGGCGGCGUCUCCGCUCCACGCCGACAUGCCUGGCUGCACUGUCAUCGUCGUCCUUUGGAAGUACCGGCUGAAUCUGUCACGUCUGCGGCGACGGGACGGCGUCCGCGUAAUCGUCGUCGCCCCUCCUCGGAUGCUUGUCGACGAAACCAAGUAAUUCUCGGACAACCUCUCUUCCCAAGAUGUUCGUAUCCUUGUAGCGUGGACGUCUACUACCAAGUGGAGCCGCCUAUUCGGGAUCACGACCACUGCCUUCUUAUGCAUAAAGUAUGAUUCUGAAACAGAAAAAUCAUGCCGAUGUUUAGGUUAGGGAGCUGUGUUCGAUUUUCGCAUCUUCAGUCAGGAGAAUUGUAGUUUUCGAAAGGUGUCUUCAGCGAGCCAUGGCUCAAAUACGCAAGGAGAUGGAUGUUGAGGUGAAAUUAUGAUUUAUUCACAGAUCCGUGUGAACUCCCAAGACAGGAAAAUUAAUGCAUGAAACCAUUUUGUGAAAAAUUAACCGAUUGAGUCUAGAACAUUAAAAAAAAUGAAAAAAAAAACUUUUUCGAAAGAAGGCGGACUCCUUUUUGGUCUCAGUCAGAUUGGAAAUUCUAUACCUUUAUUCUGAAAGAAACUUUGUUUUCCAUAAUAAAAAGCAAUUGAAAAAGAUUAACUGCCCAAAAAAACCCGUGCAGAAGUCGUGAAAAGUUCUGUUCAGGGCUUCAGACCGGAGCAACUCGAGCAGUUUUUCCACAGCGGCGACGCGUUUUCAAAACGGAAUGGACUCUCAACUUUGAAGUAUAGUUUUUUCCCGCUACUUUGAACUUUGAUCGGAAAAACUACUGAAGCACGUUUCUUAUGUUUUAGUUACCGAGUUUCCUAUUUUGUAGACAAUGCUCACUGUCAGGAACACCGCAGCCAGAUUCAUGGGUCGAGGCUGUGCGCUCCCAGGUAGGGUCCACCUGGGUACACUGAAAGCUCUUUUUCUCAGAUAGGCGGCUUUCCAGCCGUCGUCCGUCCGUUGAGACAUCACUGCGCUCAUUCUGUCGGCUUCAUUCGAGACGAAAGUGAAUUCAAAAACUGGUUCCGGGUUAGUUUCACGGCUUUAUCUUGUUUGUCAGCUCGAAAAAUCUUUUAUUUCAAAGCUUGCUUUUCAUUUUUAUUUUUCUAUAUCCGCUUUUUUUGUUGUGAUAGUCUGAAAAAUAUCUGCCACUUCAACAUUUUGCGUAUCGCUGAAAAAAACAUCAUUAAUUAGUCGAAAAAAAUUGAGAGCAAAUUUUGAACAAAAAAAUGGGUCUAUUUUAGAGAAUGACAAAAAAAGAUUUCAUAUUAAGUGACAGCUUUUUGCGAAGCUGUAAAUGAAGGAGAUACUUUUAGAAUAUUUUUUUCUGUCAAAAAAAUAUUUUUUUAUAUGGAACUUUUUCUAAACAUACGUGGGUAAAUGAAGAACUAAAUAGGUCCGGGAGAAGUAGACUUACAAUUAAUUUCUGAAAAGAGUUUUCUGAUAUUCUUAACGAGUUUUCGAGUGCUCAGUAAAGGACAUUUUUUGAUUUAACUCAUUUUUUACGAAAUAAUUGAAAGAACUAUGUUCUACAUUGAUCGUCAUAAAAUUCAAUUGCCAUGGAAAUCAAUAAAGAAAAUCAAAUCAAUUUUUUUUUGAAUUCGCUCGAAGUUUGAACGAAAGAAAUCAAACUUUCGUUAUUUGUGACCUGAUAAUGGAAAUAAAAGAGAGUUUAACAAGUUAAUGAAAAGGAUCUUUCUGAGUAAGGGAUCAUCAAGACUCUCAGAUUCAUGUUAUCAAAAAGGUUUUCAGCGCAACUCGAGCGUACAUCGAAAUGAGCAGUAUUUGGUGCAGGAAUAUAUGGACGACGGCCACGAAUUCACCGCCGUUUGCACUUUCCAACGCGGACUUGUCGGUAAUAAUUAUUGAAUUAUCUCUUCAAACCAAGAUUCACAAUCUGUUGGAUAUUAAAAAGACGUUUCAGGAUGUAUAUCUUCAAUGGAAACGCAUCGAUCCGUCCUCGAGUGUAUUCAAAACCAGCAGCCGUAUGGAUUGGAGCUUCUUUCGACUGACCAAACUAGAGACAUCAUGCCCGGCCUCGAGUCAUUCACAAUUCAGGUACGACCAAAAGUUGAACAAAAAAAAAGAGAAGAAGUUCAGGUAACCAAAAAUGUUUUUCCCAAUGGUUAUCUUGGCGCUCUUUUCAUUCGAGGUUAUUAUAAGGUGUAAUUUAACAUUUUCAAUUUAAUCAUGAUUUGUAGUUCAGGAUCACAACGAAAUAUUUUUUUACGGUUUUGGUUUGGAGCCAGAGAAUGAGACAAGUCGACUACUUUUGGCUUUACCUGGUCCGUCGCCUUGGGAAAACAUUCUGAUCGAAGCUCAAGCCGAGGACGAGUUGACGGUUGGUUCGAAACGGCUCCAACCAUCAUCGAUGGGUUCAGAAAGAGCCAGAAGAGAGGAACCAGUAUCACUAUUGCGUUCUUAACUUCCCAUCUGCAGAGGGGGUUCUUAUCCACCAGACAUCCGUUCAAAAGAGGUAGCUGCGUCGAAGUUGGAGAGCUCCCAGUCGAAGCAGACUAUUCUUCAGAAGCAGUGAGAUGCGUGUGGCGUGGCGAAGUGCGGAGAGCAGCGAGAUGAAAGACAGCGACCACGUGGACGACAACGUCAUGCAGGUGUUCCUAUGGCACGAAAGCCGGCCGCAGCUUCUCCUCGACUGCGAAGACAUCCUCCGUAGCACCGACAUCACCAUCGACAAGAACGUGCUCAACGAACGCCACAAUCUCUGCCGUCGAAACCUCGGCAGACAUGCCGCCAAGGAACUUGUUCGCAGCUGCACUACCGCCGACUGA
This is a messenger RNA of Caenorhabditis auriculariae, 5068 nucleotides long. NCBI's taxonomy places the organism in Eukaryota, Metazoa, Nematoda, Chromadorea, Rhabditida, Rhabditidae. The record is from the annotation of a GenBank genome assembly.